Messenger RNA from Sclerotinia sclerotiorum 1980 UF-70, 894 nucleotides. RefSeq lists its product as hypothetical. NCBI's taxonomy places the organism in Eukaryota, Fungi, Ascomycota, Leotiomycetes, Helotiales, Sclerotiniaceae. The record is from RefSeq and is a predicted model, not a curated record. Gene Ontology annotation, molecular function: ATP-dependent NAD(P)H-hydrate dehydratase activity. Gene Ontology annotation, biological process: metabolite repair. Bases 1 to 894 code for a protein of 297 amino acids. The transcript has 3 exons.
AUGGGUAGAGUGGCGGUUAUUGGUGGUAGUGAGGAUUACACUGGCGCACCAUAUUUUUCUGCAAUGGCCAGUGCUAGACUGGGCGCAGAUAUGAGUCAUGUAAUCUGCGAGCCCCAGGCCGCACAGGUUAUUAAAACGUACUCGCCAAAUUUAAUGGUUCAUCCAUUAAUGCGACAAUCGUCCCAUGCCAAAAUGACCGAAACAGCUGGUUCGAUCGCUCAAAAUGUUAUCGAUAUGUUACCGCGAUUACAUGUCAUCGUUGUGGGACCUGGCUUGGGACGCGAUAAAUUAAUGCAGGAUACAUGUGUAAAGGUUCUUCAAGCUGCGCGGGAAUAUAAUAUGCCCUUUGUUCUCGAUGCCGAUGGUUUGCAGCUGGCUUCGUCGAGACCGGAUCUAGUCCAGGGAUAUAGGGAGUGUAUCUUGACGCCGAAUGUGGUGGAGUUUGGGAGGCUGUGUAGGAGUAAGGGGAUUGAUGUUGAGGGGUUGAAUGCGGAGGAGGGUGCGGAGAAAUUGGCUAGGGCGUUUGGUGGUGUUACGAUUGUGCGGAAGGGUCCGCAGGAUUAUAUUUCUAAUGGGGAUGAGACGUAUGUUAGUGAUAUUCAAGGGGGGUUGAAGAGGAGUGGUGGACAAGGUGAUACGUUGACUGGAAGUUUGGCGACGUUUUUAGGAUGGAGAAAGGCUUAUUUGGAUAAAUUGUGGGAUCAUGAGGGUGAUAUUGAUGAGAUUGAAUCGUUAGCUCUAGCGGCAUUUGGAGGUAGUAGUAUAACAAGAGAAUGUUCGAGGCUAGCGUUUGCUAAGAAGGGUAGGAGUUUACAGGCUAGUGAUCUGACUGAAGAAGUAUACGCCGCAUUUACAAAUCUUCUUGAUCCGGAAGAUGCGCCUGCUAAGUUGUAG